Molecule: messenger RNA, 1362 nt
Organism: Naegleria gruberi
Lineage: Eukaryota; Heterolobosea; Eutetramitea; Acrasida; Naegleriidae
Exons: 1
Coding region: 1-1362 (453 amino acids)
Source: RefSeq, a predicted model, not a curated record
AUGAAACCAAAUUUCUCUGACGUUAAUAUUCAAUAUAGUAGUGAUCAUGAUGAUUCGAAUAAUCAUACCAUUGUUUCAUCAUCUUUGGAGCAAUUACUUGAAUUGUUGAAAUGUAAAUUUAGGAAUCAACAAUUUUACAAAAUGAAAUAUUUAACCAAUCGAUGGGAAUUUUCUAAAAAUGAUGAAUUUACUCCGAUUGAAUUUAUGGGUGAUAAGGAAUUUUAUUGGAUUAAAGUAAUAAUUCAUAAAAAAUAUUCAAUCGCCGAUUCAUUAGAGAAUGUUAAUGGAGAUUCGAAUUUAAUGUUACAAUUUAUUAGAGAGUGUCCUUAUUUACUUGAACAAGCAAGUUAUUCAUUGAGAAAUGAUAGAGAAUUCAUAUUCAAAGCAAUUGAAGUUAAUUAUUUAUCAUAUAAUUAUUCUAUAUUUAAAGAUCCAAUUCUAUUAGAAAGAUAUUUAGAAAUUAAAAAUUCAAAAAUCGACAAAACUCAACCGGAAAUUAAUUAUAAGAAAUGUAAUGAUGAUGAAAUGAUAUUGAAAGCAAUUGAAUCAAAUGCAGUUGUUAUCCAAAAAGCACCUAAAAAAUUUAAAAAGGAAAAAUCAAUGGUUUUAAAAGUUGUUUCCAGAAAUGUAAAAACACUUUCCUAUUUAAGUAAUCAAUUUAAGAAGGAUAGAGAUGUUAUAAUGGAAGCAAUCAAUAAGAAUGCAUAUAAAACUCUUGAAAUUAUUUCACCAUUUGCAUUGAAAUUAAUGGAUGAUAAGGAUUUGAUAUUAAUGGCAAUCAACAGAGGAGAACCUUUUGCUUUAAGAUUUGCUUCUAAAAGAUUGAAAAAUGAUAAACAAGUUGUAAUGGCAGCAAUUCAACAAACAGGGUCAGCUCUUUCUGAGGCAUCAACAGAAUUACAAAAUGAUAGAGAAAUAGCAAUGACAGCUGUCACUAAAACUCCAUAUGCUUAUGAAUGGGUUUCAUCUCAAUUACGUAAGACUGAUAGAGAAUUAGCUUUGAAAGCUGUUCAAGGAGAUGGUUUAAUGAUAAGUUGUGUUGCAAAUACUGAAUUUAAAUUGGAUUUAGAAAUUGCACUAACUGCACUCAGUCUAAGUGGAAGAGCAUUAGUCUUCACUGAAUCUAAAUUGAGAACUAAUGAAGAGUUUAUUCUUGAAGCUAUUAAGAGAAAUGGAUUCGUAUUAAAGUAUGUAGUAGGUUACAUUCCAUCAAAUAGAAUUUCAGAGGAAAUGAUUUUACAAGCAAUUUAUCAAAAUGGAUUUUCACUUAACUAUUCAAUUGAAUUAUUGAGAGCGAGAAUGAAUAAUUGUUAUCCUGAAUUAUAUUUACCAUCAUCAUCACCAACAAUAUUAGGAAAUUAA